AUGACUGCGAAGAAUUCGACCGAGACACCGUUUGAGAAAGGAGAAGUGAUCGAAGAAGAGUACGCCCCACCGAAGGAUUCCGACAGCCUGUCAAUCAAUGAUGCAGCGAGAGGAGACAACCUCCCAGACAACUACUUCCUCAGUGUUUCAUUCAUCGGGACUCUUAUUGGACUUUGCCUUGCACAGAUUGCUGCAUACAUCUUUUUGAUUCUCCCGACCAAUGUGUUGACCUUUAUAGAUGAGGACAUCGGACCAAGCAAGAACAUAUCAUGGGUCAACAUUGCAAGGACCUUAGCGGAGAGUACCAUGUUUCUGGUGUCUGGGCGGUUGAGUGACCUCUUUGGGCGUCGUUGGUUCUUCAUUGGCGGGAAUUGCGUCUGCCUGAUUGGUGUCAUCGUUGGGGCGUGUGCCAAAAAUGUCGAUUCGUUGAUUGUAGCCAGUGCUGUCUAUGGCUUGGGAGAAUGCAUCCAGCUGAGCUUUGGUGUGGCCAUUGGAGAAUUGGUAAAGAACAAACACCGUCCGAUGGUAAUGUCGUUCAUCUUUGCGACUUCCGCCCCUAUUGCAACGUUUGGGCCGAAGAUUGCACGUGCGUUCGUCUUGAAUCCCUCAUUAGGGUGGCGCUGGACAUACUAUCUCAACAUCAUUGUCAUUGGUGUGGCAAUCAUACUUCUCUUCUUCUGCUACCAUCCACCAAACUUCCGCAUGUUGCACGAGCAUAAGUCGAAGAAGCAACAGAUGAAGGAGCUAGACUAUCCUGGGAUAUUCCUUUGGGCUGCUGGAUUGGUAUUGUUCUUGAUGGGCAUUUCCUGGGGAGGAGGCUUAUAUCCAUGGAAAUCAGCCUCCGUUAUCUGCACAAUAGUGAUCGGCGCCAUGUGCCUGAUCGCUUUUGGCUUCUGGGAGGCCUACGGAAAUACACGAUAUCCCCUGAUGCCCAUGAAGUUCUUCCGCAAUCGGGGCUUCAUAUCCCUUGUUGCAUGCGCCACAGUUGCAUCCAUGUUCUACUAUUCGGCGGUGCUGCUGUGGCCACAGCAAGUCUCCACCAUGUACACAUCUGACAUAAAUUACGCAGGCUGGCUUUCGUGCACUGUAUCCGCAGCAACGGCGCUUGGUCAAGUCGCCGCCGGCGGAAUAAUCAAGAUCUUUGGAGGAACCCGAUAUUGGCUUAUAAUUUCUGCUUUUGGAAUGGUUGCCUUUGUAUCAGCUUGUGCUUCAUUGACACCAAGUACGAAGAGCAUGGGUAUUGCGUUCACUAUCCUGGGACCAUUCUUCGUAGGGUUUAUCGAGCUGGCUGCUCUAUCUCUUGCACCACUUUUCUGCAAGGCAGAGGAUAUCGGCCUUUCAUCUGGAAUGCUGGCAUCGAUCCGGGCAGCGGGUGGUUCAAUCGCAGUUGCAGUGUAUACGACCGUCCUAACCAACAGACUCUCGACGACAAUUGCUAGCGUCGUUGGUGGCGCGGCUGUUAAUGCAGGCCUUCCAGAGUCCGAGCUUCCAGAAGUGCUGGCUGCAAUUUCGGCUGGCACAGUUGCAGAGGUUCCUGGAAUCACUCAACCAAUCCUCGCCGCAAUCACAAGCGCUGUUCCCACGGCCUAUGGCCAGUCAUUCAAGACGGUAUACCUCGCCUCACUGGGGUUCGGAGGUAUUGCCAUUGUGGGUAGUCUGUUAACCGUGGAUCCGAAGAAGCAUCUCACUGACAAGGUCGAACGGCGAAUGCAUGGCAAAGCUAUUGGGGGAAACAUCGAAAAGGUCAAGCAGAUUGCAGAAGUUUAG
Lindgomyces ingoldianus is the source of this 1767-nucleotide messenger RNA. Its product is annotated as fungal trichothecene efflux pump. The transcript has 11 exons. Gene Ontology annotation, cellular component: membrane. Gene Ontology annotation, biological process: transmembrane transport. The coding region runs from base 1 to 1767 and encodes 588 amino acids. The record is from RefSeq and is a predicted model, not a curated record. Gene Ontology annotation, molecular function: transmembrane transporter activity. Lineage: Eukaryota; Fungi; Ascomycota; Dothideomycetes; Pleosporales; Lindgomycetaceae.